This is a messenger RNA of Topomyia yanbarensis, 434 nucleotides long. It is a transcript of the gene Cby, whose product is annotated as protein chibby homolog 1. The transcript has a single exon. The coding region runs from base 55 to 417 and encodes 120 amino acids. The record is from RefSeq and is a predicted model, not a curated record. NCBI's taxonomy places the organism in Eukaryota, Metazoa, Arthropoda, Insecta, Diptera, Culicidae.
AAAGCGAACGAAAACGAAUCGACGCGAAAGAAAAGUCAAUCCUCGGUGUAAGUGAUGCCAAUCUUCACUAAAAAGUUCUCGCCAAAGGUGGCACCGCCACGAACCCAACGCUUGAACAUAGGAUGCCCACCGCAGCAGGAAGAUCUCGACGACUUCAAGACCAUCCGGUUGAACCUGCUGGAUAAGCAGCUGUGCUUCGUGGACGGCGUGUGGAUGAGUGCGAUCAAAGCGACGGGAACGGGUGCGGCAGCUCCCGGGGGUGCUCUUUCCACAACCGCAAUCGAUGAUCUGCUCAAGAUGAAACGAAGAAUCAAAACUUUGGAGCAGGAGAAUAAUCUCUACCAGGUGAAGCUGGAUGUGCUGCUAGACUUGCUGACGGAGAAUGUAAUUGAAUUGAACGCGAUGAAAGGUCAAUAAAAAUAAAUCGAGAUUGA